Molecule: messenger RNA, 1937 nt
Organism: Notolabrus celidotus (New Zealand spotty)
Lineage: Eukaryota; Metazoa; Chordata; Actinopteri; Labriformes; Labridae
Gene: rbm43
Exons: 3
Coding region: 218-1339 (373 amino acids)
Source: RefSeq, a predicted model, not a curated record
AAUAUAUUUUAUUUUGUUGUGCGCAAACUUGAUCUGGAGCGGACGUGACGACUUUACUUUCGGUUUGUCCUCUCGCUGCUGAAACUUGUUAAAGUGAAGUCCUGAGGUGAACCACGAUGAACACAUCGCUGCUCAAGUCUCGUGUGAGAGUUUUAACGUCUUGAAGGUGAAUCAUCGACAGUAACUUCAAACAGUGAAACCUUCCUACUGUCAUGAGAUGGAUUUCCCCGUGGAAGCCACUGUUCAUUUGGAUAUGUUCCCAAACAAAGCCGAGGUGACAAAAAUCCUCAGGUCACAUAACUUUGAGCUGAGCGACCUACGGGGCAAUCAGGUGCGUGUCAAAGGGUCGUUUCUCCAACUUAGAGCAGCGAAGGCCUCUUUGGAGCAACUUCACCUUCAAACCAACACAUACACCCCGCCAUCCUCAUCCUCACCGUCUGCCUCUGGAGCCAUUUCCAAACAAGUCAACAACACUAAUGGUGCAAGAGGACGAUCGGAAUCACGAAACCAGCCUCUGCGUGCUUCUCCAUCUUCACCCACAGCUACCUCUCCUGUGGCGUCUGGAUCUUCCAAACACGGUCCGUUCUCUCCAGGGUACAGAAACUCUUCUCCUUCAAGACCAGAUCAGCGUGGCUCUUUCAGGCCCGGCAAAGAAUCCUUCUCUAUUGAUGUAGAUGUGUAUGAAUACGCAGAUAAACUCAGGAAAAAAGACAUAGAUUCCAUUUUGGUUAACCAUAAUGUCAUCAUGCAAGUAAGCGAUGUUACCGAAGAGAGCUGCAGCGUUACUUUAAUGGGAAAAGGUGCAAAGACAGCAGUGGGUAAACUCCAGGGUCUCAUGGAAGAUCUCAGCAAAUCCCUCCGCACACAAGAGGUUCUUUUGAAAGACAUGGAUCGUGAAGGCCAGGCACUCUGGGAGUCUAUUCAGAGUAGAGGACACAUUUGUGAUUCAGUGCUUGUAAGUCAAAAGAAUGACAGACUCCACCUCAUCGGAUCAUCUAGAGGGAGCUACGAGCUAAAGCAGAGGCUGUUGGGUACAUCAGUGGAGCAUGGAGGACGUUCAGGGAGGACAUUGGACAAAAACUCCAGGCAGAGGAGCACCUCUUUGCCACCGUCCAAUAGAAGGAACACAGACAGAGAUAAGGGUGCUAACACUAAUCAGUCUCCUGUAGGUGCUGCAGGUUACUCUUGGAUGGAGCACCAGGAUGACAAACGGCAUCAAAAACCGCGUGAGCCGGCAGGGGCUGCUAGGUUUAGUCUCCGCGGAAUGUUUAGAGGCAGAAGCAAAUCUGAGUCCCGCAAAAAAAACCCAGCCAGAAUGGACCAAUGGUCAUGUACAUGAAACAGGAAACCAAGUCCAGCCUUCUAAAUCCCCGAAGAAGGGAUUAAUGAAAUUACUAGAUUUCAAGUCUGACGAUAUAAAGCAGAUAUUUAAAAGUAAAAACAAAAAGAAGAAAUGAGAAUUUAUUCAUUUUCAACAGCACCUAAACCUUCCUGCUUUCUCUUGUUAUUUUUGACCUAAUUUUAUUUAAUCUAAAAUGCAACCAAACUAAAUAUGCAGAUUAUCUUCAGGCUGGUUUACCUCAGCAUUGUGUUUUUUUUAUAGUGGUACAGAAGAAGGAAAUUGAACAUUGUAUUGAUCACACUAUCCAAAACAUGUGAGCAAAUAAUCAGAUCUAUCAAAAUGACUUACAAUUCAUUAAAUGAUUAAAUUGCUAGCUAAUUCAAUUGCUUUCUAUAGCAAAAAAUAGCAGCAUUUCAAACCCCAUCAUAAUUUACUAAAAGCUAUGUUAUGUCUCAAAGUGUUAUCUAUCCAUCUGUCCUGCUUAUCCGGGUCUGGGUCGUGGGGGCAGCAGUCUCAGCAGGGAAGCCCAGACACUCCUUUCCCCGGCCACUUCCCCCCAGCUCUUCUGGGAGGAUACCGAGGCGUUCCCAGGCCA